AUGUCAGUUGUAUAUGAUCAACAUUAUAAGAAAAUCAUGGGGGUAUUUAAAACGAUAGAAACGAAACUUAAACUUAAACCUGGAGAAUUUAUAUUUGUUUUAUCAUUUAUAUUGAAUUUUUUAAUUGGUAGAAUUAUUCAUUUUACAUCACCUGAAGAAGAAAUUUAUAAUUAUUAUAGUAAUAAAAAGAAUAUAUUUAAUAAAUUAUUUGUUAAACAAGGUUGGGGAUGGACUACAUUAGUUAUAUUAAUAUUUUAUUCCAAUUUAAUUUAUAAAACAAGUAAUUAUUCAAUAAGACAAAAAUUAAUUUAUAAAGGAAUUUUGAAUUAUUUAUUAAGUACAUUAUGGUGGAUUUUAUUUACUCAAUGGUGUUUUGGAUUACCUAUAAUGGAUAAAAUUUUUAUUUGGACAGGAGGUAAAUGUAAAAUUGAAGGAAUUGAAAUUAAAAAUAUUAAUCAUUUACAUAAUAGUUUUAUUCAAACAUUAGAAAAUAUUUGGGAAUCUACUGGUAUAACAUCAUAUACUUGUAGAAAAUUUAAAGGUAAUUGGAUUGGUGGUCAUGAUCCUCUGGGUCAUGUAUUUUUAAUGAUUCAUUCAUCUUUAUAUUUAUAUUUAGAAACUAUUGAUUAUUUUCCAGGUUUUUCAAAUAUUAAAAAUAAUUUAAAAAGAUUAGUAAGAGUUAAUUCAUUUAAAGAAAAAUUAAUUAUUCUUUGGAAUACUCCCCUGAUUUUCAUUAGUUUAUUAAUUGGUUUAUGGUGGUUUAUGUUGUUGAUAACUAAUAUGUAUUUUCAUCUGAUUUUGGAAAAAUUGGUUGGAUUGAUAUUUGGAUAUUUGGGAAUUGCGGUAAUAUACUAUUUACCUAGAUGGAGAUAA
Molecule: messenger RNA, 873 nt
Organism: Candida tropicalis MYA-3404
Lineage: Eukaryota; Fungi; Ascomycota; Pichiomycetes; Serinales; Debaryomycetaceae
Exons: 1
Coding region: 1-873 (290 amino acids)
Biological process (GO): lipid storage; phospholipid biosynthetic process; lipid droplet organization
Cellular component (GO): endoplasmic reticulum membrane
Source: RefSeq, a predicted model, not a curated record